CAUUUGGCGUCUGUUUCAGUUUGUUGUUAGGAGCGCACAGUCGGAGUCACUCGCACAUUAGGUGCAGGAGGUGCGGGAAGUUGUUAUUUGCGUUUUAAAUUCAUAUCGGUUUUAGGUAAUCGAUAUUUAAACGCUUUUGAUCCAUUUUGAGGGCUGUUAUUGUAGAGAAUGGGUCCGAAACAGAGCAGCCCGUCGGCAGGUGUUCGGGUCAGGUCUUUCUCUGGAUCGGAUGUGUUGCGCACGGAUGGUCCAGCCGCGGUUUUGCGCUAUUAUUCGGGCGGCUCGACGGGUCAGAUCGGUGAACGGGUCCAGUAUUCAUCACAAUUAAGUCCGGCUUCAUUCAUCCAGAGCGCCUUCAUCUCCACGGGCGGCCGAAGAGACGAGACUGACGGCCAGAGGACACUCUUGAUCGGCUCCUUACCUGCACAGCUCACCCCUCACCUACUGGGCGUUGGAUUUGACUGUCCUGUCUGCUCAAAGUUUGUCUGUUCUGAUGAAAUAGAUGUUCAUUUGCUCAUGUGCUUCUCCAAACCCAGACUACAUUAUAACGAUGAUGUUUUGUCCCGGGACUCUGGCGAGUGCUCCAUAUGUCUGGAUGAUAUGCUUGAAGGAGACAACAUCGCUCGACUGCCCUGUCUCUGCGUUUACCACAAAGGGUGUAUUGAUCAAUGGUUUGAGGUCAACAGGUCGUGUCCAGAACAUCCCACUGAUUAACAUCCACACGGGUUAGAUGCUAAGGAUAAUUCCAGUCAGGAAGAUCAGCUGAUAAUCAGAGACUCAUGGAGUUGAAACCGGCCGUGCUGAAUCCGAAUGAAAGCACAAAUAUACUUUGCACAUUCCUGUUAUCAGACCUGAAGGCUGAUUAACAGUAACCCAGCUGCUGUAUUUACCUAUUAAGCUGGUAAAUAUGGUGGUCAAUGGAUAAUUACGUCUUGUACAGUAACAUAGGCAGUGGUUUCAUAAUCAGUAACCACAGAAUGUAAGAUGACUUCUGUAUAUUAGAUUUUUGAAAUUACAUAUAAAUGUGAUGUGCCUUUUGAAUAGAUAUAUGGGCUAUUACCUGUUGUGUAUAUAAAACUAAUGAUAAACGUGUCUGUGUGUGUGUAUAUAAAAUAAAAUUACAUGCUGCUAUGUAAAUAAAAGUAAUGACAGUCUGUAGACCUAAAAGACAAUAAACAUUGGAACUUUUUUUCCCAGUAAA
Molecule: messenger RNA, 1201 nt
Organism: Danio aesculapii
Lineage: Eukaryota; Metazoa; Chordata; Actinopteri; Cypriniformes; Danionidae
Gene: znrf2a
Product: zinc and ring finger 2a
Exons: 6
Coding region: 169-714 (181 amino acids)
Source: RefSeq, a predicted model, not a curated record